Messenger RNA from Bombina bombina (fire-bellied toad), 10463 nucleotides. RefSeq names its product fibronectin type III domain containing 1 (gene FNDC1). Gene Ontology annotation, molecular function: protein binding. NCBI's taxonomy places the organism in Eukaryota, Metazoa, Chordata, Amphibia, Anura, Bombinatoridae. The record is from RefSeq and is a predicted model, not a curated record.
GGUACAGUUUCAAAAGGAGGGCUCUCCUUUGCAUUUUCUACUUUGCACAUUUUGUUUCAUGCUUUUGUCUUGCAAGUCUGGGUGUAAGUACUAAGGAUGGCUACCUGCAAUCAGACCAACAGGGUUCCUGUCUGCCUCAUCAUUAUGGGUAUCAUUAUGUUUGCUCUUCUAGACUUAUCAGCUGCAUCAACAGAAAAGAAGUUCCCAAGCAGAAUAUUCAGAGGAAGAGCUCGGCCUUCUGGUGAAAGAUCUACUUCUCCGCUGACAGCAGGACUGAGAAAUGGACGCAGAUUUCGAGGCUAUCAGUCCAGCCCUAUAGAGAGUACAAGAAGAGUAAACUAUGCUCCACUAAAACCCAUCAUUCAAAAUAAAGAAAAUAAGCAACGAGCAUCAGAGUCUGUACAUGUGGCCUCUCUGCAGCCUAUCAAUCCUCAAGGGAAGAGUCAACCAGUAUUUCGAGCAGCUGUUACAAAGCUUAAAAUUCCAGAAGAUUUCCUCCUGGACGCAAAGGAUGUCAAUGUUAGAGUCAUCUCCUCUCAGUCUGUGCUUGUUACAUGGGUAGAUCCUUUGUAUGAAAAAUCAGCAAAAGUUGGACCAAAGAGACAUUACACUGUUCGUUACCGAGAAAAGGGAGAGUCAGCACAAUGGGAAUACAAACAAAUAGCCAUCAGACGUGCUCUAGUAGACCAUCUAAAUCCAGAUGCAAUGUAUGAAUUUUCUGUCCGUAUUUCCCAAGAAGAUCAAGAUGGCCAAUGGAGUUCUUCUGUGUUUCAAAGGACCCCAGAAUCUGCUCCCACAAGUGCACCAGAAAACCUUUUUGUAGCACCUCUGAAUGGAAAGGGGACAGCUGUCACUGUAGAAUGGGAUGAGCUCUCAGAUUCUAGUGGAAGGAUAAAAGAAUAUAUUAUUUCAUAUGCUCCUGCACUGAAACCAUUUGGUGGUAAAACUAUAACCUACUCAGGAAAAACCUCAUCAGCCAUUAUUGAUGGUUUGCAGCCUGGAGAACGUUACAUCUUCAAGAUCAGAGCAGCAAACCGGAGAGGGCAGGGCCCUCAGUCGAAAGCUAUUACAGUCAGUAUGCCAGAAACUAGCAAUGGAAACAAAAAUCGUUACCAGCAACCAUCAGCACAUGAUCUUCAAAAACAAGAUCACUUGAAAACAAGGAAAAAUGAGGUCUCUCAAUCAAUAUUACCUUCAAAAUCUACUGCAGAACCUACACUGGACUCCUCAGAACCUAAGAAAAGCCUUUCACAUUCAGUGACACACAUUGACAAAAAAUCUCAGCUCCCCAGCAGUAAAACUCACCCUCAUUCAAACAUAGAGACUAAAAUAUACAUGACAACUUCAACUCCUAAAAAGUUAGCACCAGCCUUGACAAGACGAAAUCAUCCACUUUCAAAUAAACCAUUUACAUCUGUUUCAAAUGCUGGAAGGAGCCCAUACAAAGUCAAUCCUUUUGAGAAAAAAGUAAGUGCCCUUUCAGUAGAUGAGGAUGAUAAAACUAAAGAUCCAGAACUAGAUGGUUCAGAUAUUGACACUUCCUCAGAGAAGGAUCUGCCAUCUAAGAAAGUUGUUGACAUUACUGAAAGCAAAGAAGAAGAAAAAAUAAAUACAGACUAUGUUCCAUCAAAGAAAGUAGAAAUUAUAAAAAAAACUAAAGUAUCUCACACUCAUAUUGAUUCUACCAACAAAAAGACUGAAAAAAGUAGUCAUGCAGAUACAAUCACAGAUGAAUAUGAUUUAGCAAGAAGCAGACCCAAACCAUCUUUGUCCCCAGCUAUAAAAAGAGACAGUUCCACUAACCACAGAAAACCUUUAAAUAGACUGCAAGGGAAUGGUAGAUCAGGUUCUAAUUUAGCUAAAUCGUCUUCACCAAAUCAGCCAAAAUAUAUUCCUUGGUCAUCUAUAUUCACUGAAAAAAAUGAAGAGAAAGACAUAAACAAAAAAGAGAAAUCACAGUUGAGUCCAGCUGCCCCCUCCCAAAAAUCAUCAAACAGUGAUAACCAAUACUUAGAACAAACAAAAACAGAACCUAAGCAACGUUCACAAUCCAAUUUAGAAAGGGCUAAGGAGUCAUCUUCUGAUUCCAUCUCUCAAUUUAGAGAAAUUAACCCUCUUAAUGGGACUAUUAAAGAGAAAAAAGAAAGCCAAGGUAAUAACAAACAUUCAGAAUUUCCCCAUAAAAGGCAAGAUUUAACAAAGACCGCUGAUUCAUUAAAAUCUUUUCAAGAUAGAACUUCUAGGACAAAACAAAUACACUCUUCAGAUAAAUUUUCUGAUAAUAUACAAGUUAUAGACAGAGUGAAUGAAGAAAAAGAAGUACAAGUGUAUUCUAACACAAAUAAUAAUAAUAAUAAAACAGAAUCUACCAAGCAAUCUCUAAUUUCAAAGUAUAAAACAUUAAGGACAACAGCUAUAAGUGCUUUAAAGACUGCACCUACAUCUGCUUCACCUUCUGAAAUAAAAACCACAAGUAGUCCUAGCAGAUCAAAUUUAAGGGAAUCAUAUAAAUAUGGCACGUUUAAACAGGUUUCUGAUGCUACUGUUAAUAAACAAGCCUCUGUUCCAUCACUUUCUGGGCAGUCAGCUUUAUCAUUAUUAGAAUAUUAUCGGAGAAGAAGUAACCAGGUAAAUUUUAACAUUGGUAGUAAAUUAACAUUAAAUGGUCAGUCAAGAAAUCAAUUAAGUGUAACUACACAGACUACAACAGUGUUUACUACAACUACAACAAAAACAUUACCCAAAGAAAAUGUACAUCUUAAUAAUAAUGAAAGGUCAAUUGAUGUCAACACUGAGAAUGAAGAAUCUCAUCCGAGAUCACCUCUUCCAAAAGCCCCCUCAUAUUCUGAAACUGGCCAACACUCCUUGACUUUGGUUAAAAAUCAGAAAGCAAAAUAUCCAACUACUCAAACAGAGGAUGAAAAGCCAUCUUCAGCAUCACAUACCAUCCCAAAUGAGAAAACAGAUUCUUUUGAACUGCCUGUUAAAAAAGAGGAUUUAACUAGUAAAUAUGAACAAAUUAAAAAAGCAAUUAGUUCUAGAACCCCAAUCAAAAUUAAUAAAUAUGAUUCUCCCAGCAUUAGAAGAAUUGGUCAUACAUCAAAACAAAUAGCAACUGAUGAUGAUUCUUCUGCCCGUCAUAAUCCCCAGUCCUCAGCAGCAAGUAAGAAUAGCCAAUUAACAUCUGCUACUUCUCAUUCAAGCAAUGCAGAUCUCGCUGAUAGUGAUAAAGAAGUGAAGGAGAAACAAACACCAGUGCUUGAAUCUCAAAAGACUUCUCAUUCCGAAAUGUCCUCUCGAUCAAGCACAGUCUCUAAAGUAGGUACUGCAUUACCUAUUGGAAGAGUCAAACCCAUUAAUUCACAGGUCAUAAUUAAAGAUGAAAAACAUCAAACUAAUAAUGAUCCCAUCUCAUUGUUUCAAUCAUCUAAUUCAUAUCUACCAAAUAGUAGAAAUAAUAGAUUUAGGAAACCAUCAAUAAAUAAGCCUGAAUCUCACCCAUCAACUAUAUUAUCUACUGCUGAUACUCAUAUCCAACAUAAUACUGAGAAAGAUAGACAUAUCCUACCAAUUACGACAAUCUUAACCUCAGAAAAAGAAUCAUCUCCGCUGUCAAGGACACAGCAUAUUCAAAAGGAAAAAACAAAUCUGAUAAUGCCUGGUAGAACAAGGACACAAAAUGUUACAAAACAAUUUGAGUUACCUUCAGAAGAUAGAGAUCACCACAGACAUAUUUCUGAUUCUCUGUCUGAUCCAAAGCUUUCAGUUGCAACUGAUGAUCACAUUCAUAAAGGUUCUUUAAAAUUUGAUCAAUCAGAAAAAGAGAAAUAUCCAGUUUUAACUUCUAAGACACAAUUAUCUACACAUGCAUCUUCUAGUGGGAUUAAAAAUAGCAAUACGAAUGGGAAUGUUUAUGAAAAUAAAAGAUUAAUUGACACUUCCAUUUCUCAUGAAAAAUCUAGCAAGCUUGAAGAUGAAGAAGGGUUACAUGCUCCUCCAAUCAUAAAAGAAUCUACUGACAAAUUACCUAGAUUGUCAAAUUCAAAUGAUAAUUCAAAACUUUCUAUUUUAUCAAGAAAAGUAACCAUUCUAACAACUACUCCCACUACCAGAAGUCAUCACCAGAGUUCUACCAGAGCUUCACCAUACCGUUUACUUCCAUCACACUCAAGACGACUGCAUAUUGGGAGGGCAUCAUUUUCCACCACUGCACGUUCUCCAACUAUUUCUCUUGUUCGUAGUACCACUUCUCCUGCUCGAACACUUCCUCCUACUAUUUCUUCAACACCAUACCAAAGAUUACAAAAUUCGAGACUACAAUCUCCAUUACGAAGACAACAAAUAAGACGUUACCAAAGACCAGGUAGCAAUGGAAGGCCGAACCUGACACGACCGAAUGGACUUGGAAAUGGAAAUGGACAAUUAUCUAGCAACAACAAUCUCAAUGGACAGAGGAUGAUCUAUGGACCUCAAGGAACAAAGUGGGUUGUAGAUCUGAAUCGUGGAUUAGUUUUAAACACUGAAGGAAGGUAUCUUCAGGAUUCCCAGGGGAAGCCUCUGCGUAUACGGCUAGGGGGAGAUGGUCGGACCAUUGUUGAUCUUAAUGGAACUCCAGUUGUAAGCCCUGAUGGAUUACCUCUGUUUGGUCAUGGAAGAUUUAGUAAACCUGUUGCAAGUGCUCAGGAUAAACCUGUGUUGACCUUAGGUGGGAGACCACUGAGAGGUCUUGAAGUAGCAAGAACCACCAGACUUCCUACAACAAGAAUAACUACUACCAUUACUACGACCACUACAACUGCUACCACCACCAUUCCUCCGACAACAACACAAACUACUUCUGAACCAACAACAUUUGUACAAACUACGGAAGAACCAGCAAUGCCUACUUGUGCUCCAGGCACUUAUUCACAGUAUGAUGAGGAAGGAAAUCUUAUCAUGGGAACUGAUGACAAGCCUGAUUGCUACAUAGAAGAUAGUUUCUCUGGUCAAGAAACCGAUUUCAUCAGUACAACUCAGGGUCCAGAAAUGGUUACUUACUUUGAUGUUGAUCAAGAUUAUGAGAUACUUGAAACCAUUGUUCCUACAGUAAAGACAACCACUACUCCAGCUUUCAUUGAGGAAAUUGAUAUCAGAUUAUUCAAUUCCAACUUGGUCUCAGAAGUUGAUGUAGCGGGAAAGAAACGAAUUACUGCUCCAUAUGUGACUUACAUCAGUAAAGACCCAUCUGCUCCAUGCUCACUGACUGAGGCUUUGGAACACUUCCAAGUGGAAAGCCUUGAGGACAUCUUACCCAAAGAUAUUAAAGAUGAAGUAUUACCACCUCAAAAGAUAAAUUACAACAUCACUGUUGUGGCAGUUGAAGGUUGCCAUUCCUUUGUCAUUUUAGAUUGGGCCAAGCCUAAAAAAGGAGAUUAUAUUACAGGAUAUUUGGUCUAUAGUGCUUCAUAUGAUGACUUCUUGAGGAACAAGUGGUCAACACGAACUGCAGGAGCAAACAAUUUUCCAGUUGAAAAUCUAAAACCCAAUACUAGGUACUAUUUCAAAGUACAAGCAAAGAAUCCUUAUGGAUUUGGACCAGUGAGCCCCUAUGUGUCAUUUGUUACGGAGUCAGAUAACCCUCUGCUUAUUGUGAGACCCCCAGGUGGCGAACCAAUUUGGAUCCCGUUUGCUUUCAGACAUGAUACUAGUUUCACAGGUUGCCAGGGGAAACAAUAUGUUAAGCGAACAUGGUACAGAAAGUUUGUUGGCGUUGUCCUUUGUAAUUCUCUGAGAUACAAGAUUUAUCUUAGUGACAGUCUAAAAGAUACAUUUUACAGCAUAGGUGACAGCUGGGGCAGAGGAGAGGAUCAUUGUCAAUUUGUAGACUCAUACAUGGAAGGAAGAACAGGACCGAUGAAUGAAGUCAACAUAAUGCCAACAAUUGAUGGUUAUUAUCGUCAGGAUGUUCAAGAGCCAGUAAUGUUUGGUCGAAUUGGCUAUGGAACACCCCAUAAUUAUGUGGGAUGGUAUGAAUGUGGAGUACCUAUACCCGGAAAAUGGUAGACCUACAACUAUCUAGCUCCAAGAAUUUAACAGUUUUUUUUAACCUAAUCAUGAAGGUGUAUUUCAAAUAACUUAAGAAGUAUUCACGUCACUGUGUUGAAAUGGACAAAGAUAAAAAAUGAAACAUUACUUUCUUCAAGGCAAAAGCCGACAAAAACAAAAUAUAUGGUGCUGCAUCUGAGUAUUGUUGGAUGCCUCAAUGGGACUUUUUCAUAUACGUCUUUUGUAUACAAAUGCGGUAAGAUAUGCUUGUCUGGGUAAAACUCUUAACCGCUUGGAAUAAUGACAUAGCUUUCAAGAAUUACAUAAGCAUGCUGUGCUUGCUUACUUGAAAGGUAAACACCAUUUUUAAAAAAAAAAAAUUCUAUUAUUAUCCACUGGCAGAAUUUUACUUUUCAGAAUUAAAUGUUGCAUUCACACAUACUUUAUUAGAUAUCAGUAGAAAUAAAACCACCAUCAUCUUGUUGCCGGUUCUAUCUUAUGAUAGUCAGUCCAAUAUUAUUUGUGCUUGUUUGUAUAAAUCACCAUGCAUAUUUGUAUAUACAUAUACUGAAUUCAUUUGUGCACUAGUGAUGUUGAUAUGGAGCAGUUAAUAAUCAGGGAUAUGUUUGCAUUUUUAUCUUUGUAAAUGUGGUAUUUUAUGGUGCUUGACAUAUCUUAGAGACUUUAUGUAUUCAGUUAUUUGAAUGCCUUAUCUAAUAAAUGAGAAUCAUUUCCCAACAAUACAUUUCUAGUAGGUAUAUCGAUUGGCUGCUUAAAAAGUCCAAUGUCAGGCUAAUUAUUCCCAACACAAUGUAGAUAUUUAUAUCUCAUUGUGGGCAAAAUAUAGCAAAAAGUGCAGCACUAAAUCAGAAGGUGCAUCAACUUUUUACAGAUAAUUUAUGGAACAAAUGGAUGUUGUUAAAGGGAUAUGAAACCCAAUUUUUUUUUCUUUCAUGAUUCUAAUAGAGCAUGCAAUUUUAAACAACUUUCCAAUUUUCUUAUUAUCAAAUUGUCUUUGUUGUCUUAAUAUCCUUUGUUGAAAAGCAUGGAGUUAAGCUCAGGAGAGUGUAUGUCAGCGGUACUAAUGGAAGUGGGUUUGGCAAGAAUGUUAUACAUUUGCAAGACAACUAGAGGGCAGCACUUUUUCCUGCCAUGCAGUUCUACAGACACCUAGCUAGGUGUCUUUUUAAAAAAAAUACAAAAUAGAAGUAAUAGAAGUUUUUUUCCUUUUGCAUGCUCUGUCUGAAUCAUAAAAUAAAAAUGUUGGCUUCCUGUUCCAUAUGUUCAGAAUAAACAUCUGUCUAUUUUCUAGAGAAUUGAACAACUCCACCAAACAAACAUUAUUUAAUGAUAUAUAAUUGUUAGUACUCUAUAUUAUAAGAAUCAAAUAAACUUUUAUUGCCAAUAUUCUAUGGAAAACUAUAUUCACAUUUAGGACUAUCAAGUUCCAAACUGGAUUUGGAAUUCAUUUUUCUAGAAAAAUAUUAAAUACAAUUUAUGACAAAUGGUGCUCUCAUGCAUUCCCGGUGAAUAUGUGAGGAGGACCAUAAAUCAAAUGAUUGAUAACAGUCAACUAAAGUUGAAAUGAUAAAAUACUCUUCACUAUUAUACACCAAAAUCAAUUUCCGAAUCUCAUUUUUAUUCACUGUUGAAAGUUCCUUUUAAACUUAAUAUAAAAAAACAAUUUUAUUUUGCACUAAAUUUCACUAAGGCCUAGAUUACAAGUGGAGUGCAAAAUUGCGCUUUUGCAAGCACGAUAUUUGCAUUCCACUCAGUAAUACCAGAGCAGGCAAAUGUGCGCUGGUAUUACAAGUUGCGCUCGCUUCAAUAGGCUCCAAUGGGAGCCUCAUUCUAAUGCUGUCAGCAAAGAACCUUGCACAGCGCAGGAGGUAAGUCGCACAGCAUUGGGCAGCAAAUUUAAAACAUAUAUGAACAUAUACAUAUAUAUUUACAGUUUAAAUACAGUCCCCAUAGACCGCUAUGUAAAGGUACUUAAGGAACCAUUUUUUUUUUCUAACACCCCACAUUCCUUCACUUUAACCCCUUAUAACUGUUUUGUGCAGUUAUUAUAAUUAUUAUUAUUUUUUAAAAAGAUGCUCAUAUUUUUUAUUUUAAUAAAGGAACUGUAUACUAUAUUUGGGGUGAAAUUGGGGGACAUUUUUUUAAUUAACAAGAGAUCUAACCUCUGGUUAAUUGCGCUUAGUGCAAAGUGCUACUGCAAGCUUGCGGGAGCAUUAACCAGCCACUUGUAAUGGCUGAUUUUUUAACGUGCGCCUGUACAUGUUCAAAUUUGCCCCUUUAUGGGCACACACUGAAUAGCGCACCACUUGUAAUCUGGCCCUAAAUUAACUUUAGCAUUACACACACAAAAUAAAUGUCUAUUUAAGCUAAAGAAUAUAUUUUCUGUAGCUGAAUCAUUCCAAUAAUUUCCCCCCUUUAACCCUUGCUUGUACAAUAUACACAGCAAACAAAAUUCUUUAGAACUCAGCUAGUAUAUGCUGUCUAUAGAAUGGUUGCAUUAAAGGGACAUGAUCUUGUGUGAUUUAGAUAGAGAAUAUAAUUUAAAAAAAGUUUGCAACUUGCUUCUAUUACCAAAUUUGCUUCAUUCUUAUGUUAUUCUUUGUUGAAGACUAGAGAUACCUAGGUAGGUAGUGUGCACAUGUAUGGAGCCCUACAUGACAGGAAAACAUGCUGCUAUCUAGUGCUGUCUCUUACAAAUGAAUAACAUUUUUGCAAAAUAGCUGUCAUAUAGCUCAGAAGACAAGUGCACGCUUUUGAGCUUACAUCCAUGCUUUUUAACAAAGAUACCAAGAAAAUUAAGACAAUUAGAUAAUAGAAGUAAAUUACAAUAACGAAUAAUCAAUAAUGAAUGUAAAAUAAACAAUUAUUGAUGGUUGUGACCAAUAAAACACACUUGUAUUCUGUAUAGUCAUGAAGUAACAGCAUAAUCUGUUACACCAUAGGAAGGUUCGCGCGAAAUAAUAGGAAGGUUCGCGUGAAAUAAGCAGCAUCUGCUGCUUCGUAAAUAUACCCCAGAGCUAGGGAUGGCCGAAUGUUUCUAAAAAAUCAAAAUUUCAAACGAAUUUUGAUACAUUCGUUCGUUUGAAUCAAAUUUCGAAUGUUUAAAUAACAUUCUAACAUUCUAUUUUUGUUUUAAAAAAUUUCAAUACAAUUGUAAAAUAUUUGUUCGAAAUAAUAGAAUGUUUAGCUAUGUAUUUAUUCAAUUUUGAAAUGUAAUAUUCGAAUUCGAAUGUGACAUUCGAAUGUAAGAUUCAAAUUUGAAAUAGUAUUUCUAGUCUACAAUUGUGUUUAAUAAAUGUAAUAUUUAAAUUUGAAUGCUACAUUCGAAUUUCAAUGUCACAUUCGAAUUCGAAAUAGUAUUUCUAGUUUAAUACUGUGUUUUUUAAAUGUAAUAUUCUAAUUUUAAUGUCACAUUCGAAUUUGAAUGUCCCAUUCGAAUUCGAAUGUCACAUUCAAAUUCGAAAUAGUAUUUCUAGUUUACAACUGUGUUUAAUAAAUGUAAUAUUCAAAUUCGAAAUAGUAUUUCUAGUCUACAAUUGUUUUAUAAAUGUAAUAAUCGAAUUUGAAUGUGACAUUCGAAAACUGUAAAUAACAUUCGAUAACAACAUUUUUAAGAAUAUUUGUUCUUAUCAACAUUCUGUUAUGUAAAUCGAAUUUCUACAAUAACAUUCAUUCUAACAUUCGAAUUUGAAUAUAAACACAUUCGCCCAUCCCUACCCAGAGCAUCUAGUGCCAGCAACAAAUAAUUCUAGAAAAACCUACAAAACUGUAGCAAAAACUUAUGUUACCUAAACAUGUAAAAGUACAGUAUAGUUAGAUAACAUAAUCUUCUGAAUCUAGACUGUCUCACCCUUGAUCCAUUCUAGUACCUAGGAAUUUGUAAAUCUUACUUAAAAAUUAGUAGUUGAGUUAGUAAUUUCAGGAAAUGACUGUAGAAUAGUGGUUCAGUCAUCUUAAUUUAAAUAUAAAUUAAAUUCUAAAUUGAAAUAAUUAUGAUUUAAUAGUAUCUUGCAUACUCAAAGCAGAAUUUCCUAUAGCACUUUUAUGCAAAAUUUACAGCUUUUAUUAUAUAUCUACCGUGAGUUUAUACAGUUUGUUAAACCACCAUCAUCUUCCAUUCAUUUCCAGUAAUGAGAUGCAUGCAAAGGCACAAAAGUGACUGCAUUUGUUUAGUGAUUUAUGCAACAUGUUGAGACACUAAUAACUGACCUCUUACAUAAAAAACAAAGGAUACUUAUGUGUUGGUUUUAAUGUUUUUUUUCAGGCUAUGAAACUCACAUACUGAUAGGUGUGGCACUAUGGUUUUUACUGCUAAGAGUUGUAAAGUGCAAUAUUCAGUAAAAAAAUAAAUAAAAUCGUCUUCACCUAAAUGCACAAUAAUGUCUGUUCUUCUUUGAAUAUUAAAUAUUGACAUUAAA